Erinaceus europaeus (western European hedgehog) is the source of this 5445-nucleotide messenger RNA. It is a transcript of the gene RPS6KB1, whose product is annotated as ribosomal protein S6 kinase B1. Gene Ontology annotation, biological process: cellular response to insulin stimulus; signal transduction; protein phosphorylation. Gene Ontology annotation, molecular function: ATP binding; protein serine/threonine kinase activity. The record is from RefSeq and is a predicted model, not a curated record. The coding region runs from base 105 to 1682 and encodes 525 amino acids. NCBI's taxonomy places the organism in Eukaryota, Metazoa, Chordata, Mammalia, Eulipotyphla, Erinaceidae. The transcript is spliced from 15 exons.
UGCUGAACUUGAGCAGCCAGUCUAGGGCCUAGGCGCAGACGCACUGAGCCCAAGCAGCCGGUGAUGGCGGCAGCGGCUGGGGUGGCUGUGGCGGGUCCGGGCCCAUGAGGCGACGACGGAAGCGGGACGCCUUUUACCCAGCGCUUGACUUCCGAGACAGGGAAGCUGAGGACAUGGCAGGAGUGUUUGACAUAGACCUGGACCAGCCGGAGGACGCGGGCUCUGAGGAUGAGCUGGAGGAGGGGGGUCAGUUAAAUGAAAGCAUGGACCAUGGGGGAGUUGGACCAUAUGAACUUGGCAUGGAACAUUGUGAGAAAUUUGAAAUCUCAGAAACUAGUGUGAACAGAGGGCCAGAAAAAAUCAGACCAGAAUGUUUUGAGCUACUUCGGGUGCUUGGCAAAGGGGGAUAUGGAAAGGUUUUUCAAGUACGAAAAGUAACAGGAGCAAAUACUGGGAAAAUAUUUGCCAUGAAGGUGCUUAAAAAGGCAAUGAUAGUAAGAAAUGCUAAAGAUACAGCUCAUACAAAAGCAGAACGAAAUAUCCUGGAGGAAGUAAAGCAUCCCUUUAUUGUGGAUUUAAUUUAUGCCUUUCAGACUGGUGGAAAACUCUACCUCAUCCUUGAGUAUCUCAGCGGAGGAGAACUAUUUAUGCAGUUAGAGAGAGAAGGAAUAUUUAUGGAAGACACAGCUUGCUUUUACUUGGCAGAAAUCUCCAUGGCUUUGGGGCAUUUACAUCAAAAGGGGAUCAUCUACAGAGAUCUGAAGCCGGAAAAUAUCAUGCUUAAUCACCAAGGUCAUGUGAAACUAACAGACUUUGGAUUAUGCAAAGAAUCUAUUCAUGAUGGAACAGUCACACAUACAUUUUGUGGAACGAUAGAAUACAUGGCACCUGAAAUAUUAAUGAGAAGUGGCCACAACCGUGCUGUGGAUUGGUGGAGUUUGGGAGCAUUAAUGUAUGACAUGCUGACUGGAGCACCCCCAUUCACAGGGGAGAAUAGAAAGAAAACAAUUGACAAAAUCCUCAAAUGUAAACUCAAUUUGCCUCCCUACCUCACACAAGAAGCUAGAGAUCUGCUUAAAAAGCUGCUGAAAAGAAAUGCUGCUUCUCGUCUUGGAGCUGGUCCUGGGGACGCUGGAGAAGUUCAAGCUCAUCCAUUCUUCAGACACAUUAACUGGGAAGAACUGUUAGCUCGGAAGGUGGAGCCCCCCUUUAAACCUUUAUUGCAAUCUGAAGAGGAUGUGAGUCAGUUUGAUUCAAAGUUUACACGCCAGACACCUGUUGACAGCCCAGAUGACUCAACUCUCAGUGAAAGUGCCAAUCAGGUCUUUCUGGGUUUUACGUAUGUGGCUCCAUCUGUACUAGAAAGUGUGAAAGAGAAGUUUUCCUUUGAACCAAAAAUCAGAUCACCUCGAAGAUUUAUUGGCAGCCCACGAACUCCUGUCAGCCCAGUCAAAUUUUCUCCUGGGGAUUUCUGGGGAAGAGGUGCUUCAGCCAACACGGCCAACCCCCAAACGCCUGUGGAAUACCCAAUGGAAUCAAGUGGAAUAGAGCAGAUGGAUGUGACAGUGAGUGGAGAAGCUUCAGCACCACUUCCAAUACGACAGCCAAAUACUGGGCCAUACAAAAAACAAGCUUUCCCUAUGAUCUCCAAACGGCCAGAACACCUGCGUAUGAAUCUAUGACAGCAGUGCUUUUAAUGAAUUUAAGGCAAGAAAUGGUGUGGGGAAGGGGAUAUGUGAGCAUCCCAAAAAAUGAAAUACGAAGACUCAAAAAAUGUCAGUCUUGAAGAGUCAGUUUCAUUACAUAGAAUACUUUGGACAGAGGAAAAACAAGGAUUUUUUAAAAAAAAUCAAUCAAUGGUGCAAAAAAAAAAAAGGAAAAACUUAAGUAAAAUAGUAUUGCGGAACUCUUAGGCUCGUCAGUUAAUUGAUUCCUAGCGACAUCUUCUCAACCGUAUCAAGGAUUUUCAUGUUGAUUGUUCAAAACUGACAGUAUUAAGGAUAGGAUGUUGCUUCUGAAUCACUGUUGAGUUUUGAUUGUGUCGAAGAAGGGUUAUCCUUUCAUUAGGCAAAGUAUGAAAUUGCCUGUAAUACUUGCAACUAAGGACAAAUUAGCAUGCAAGCUUGGUCAACUUUUUCAGCAACAUGGAAUCAAAGACAAAAGAAACUUAUUUGAUGUUUUACGUGCAAAUAACCUGGAUUUUUUUUAUAUAAAUAUAUAUUUUUCAAAUAGAUUUUUGAUUGAGCUCAUUAUGGAAAAUUUCCCAAACUUUAAAAUGCGAAAUUAUUGGUUGGUAUAAAGAAAGCCAGACAACUGUUUCUUCUCUUGGUGAAAUAAUAAAAAUGCAAAUGAUCAUUGUUAACCACAGCUAUGGCUUGUUUGAGGGGUGGGGGUGGACCUGGAGUUUAUUUUCAGUAACCCAGCUGUAAUACCUGUCUGUAAUACUAGGGGGAAAAGGAUCUAUUUAAUCAUUUUUACUUGCAGUACUGCUGUGUGCUAAGCUUAACUGGAAGCCUUGGAAAUGGGCAUACGUUGUAUGUCCUUGGUUUCAUCCUAGUCCUGGGCCUGCAUUGCACUGGAAAAAUACUAUCAUCUGUUUUGUACCAGUAUUUGGUUCAAGAUGCCAAAUGUUUUCAGCCCAUGGCUGAAGAGGAUGAAGAGAGGAUAAAAUGCAUACAGAAGGAGGUGAAGUGAAAGAGGGAGAUCCAGGGGAAGAGGGUGUUGCUAUAGUCCACUCUCGAUGUCUAAUCUCUAUAGCAAACUGGCAAUGUUUUAAGUUUUACUUUUUUACUAUUUUUGCUGUCUACUUUCCUUAUUAUUUUUUAAUAGUUUUAAAGGGAAAAAAAAGUACACUUUUUUUUUUUUCCUUUACUGGGGCUACAUUUUCUGACUGUAAAAAUAUUUGAUGGCCUUUUGAUGAAUGUCUUCCACAGUGAAUGAGAAAACUUAGUGACUUAAUUUAGGAAAUAUGUUAACAAGACACUAUGUUUUUGAAAUUGUAACAAAAUUUACACAAGUGAUACACAGGUACAAAAGCAUAAAAAAUAAAGGUAACUUUACCUUUCUUAAAUACUUCCUGCCUUAAAUAUAACAUUUCCAUGACUAACUGGUGAAAGGGUUUAAAUCUGCAGAGCUUUAUAAAAAAUAUUUCAGUGCAUACUGGUAUAAUAGAUGAUCAUGCAGUUGCAGUUAAGUCUUAUUAUUGUCUCUUUUUGUUUGUCUUUUAUGUCUUUAGUCUGAGUAUGCAAAGUCGAUUUGUAAUGCUUUGCAAUCCUAUGAUUUAAAAAAAAAAAAAAAAAGAUGCUGCUUAUUGUGUUUUUCCAAGCCUCUUUGAGCCAUAGGAUCCAAGCCAUAAAAUUCUUGAUGUAUGUUGAAUUAAGUCAGAAAAGAGCAAAGCUUUACCUAUCUAAAUGACAAUUCAAAUGAGAUGAGUUGAAAUCCUAUGACAUAAAGCAAAAGUAGAACCAUCAAAAAAAUGAUUGGUAUUAUGACUUUGUGGCAAUAAAUGAAAGAUUUGACCAGAGUUCAUAUUUGGACAGAAAGCCCUUUUUAUUUUUUACUUUCAUUUUGUAGAUCGUUCUGUUUUGAACCUCCUCCCUUAUUGCAGCAGCUUAUUGCAAACUUAUGUAGCUAGUAAAUUAGAAGCUACAAUAAUAAGGGCAGAAACUGUACUUAAAGUUUAAAUCUUUGUUCUAUAAUUUAAUGUUUAAAAAAACAGACCCCUCCAAAAAAAUGAUGGUGGUUUAUAUAGAUGCUAUUUCAGACUGUAAAUUGCAUAUGCUACUCUUGUACUUGUUUUCUUAUGUGUUUAUUAACUGUAGUCUUCCCUGCCUGGCCAAAUUCCGGUGAAAUUACUGCACCAAAAUAUUUUUCCUUGAUUUCAUUUGCUAGUAACAUUUGCACUGUGAUUGGCUGGCUAUAACAACACCAUAGUUAAAACCAUUUUCAUAAUUAGUACUGCCAGAAAUAGUGGCAAGCAUUGCAACUUUUCUGCAUAAAAAGCAUUAAUUGCACACCUUCCAUCCACACAAAUACACAGUUUUUCAAACUUACCAGUAAGUGAAAUUAAUUUCCUGUACUGUGAUGAGUUCAUUGAGAAGUUGUGUUUUAUAUAUGGAUAUCUCUAUUAUGACUGUGAAAAUGCGUCAAGUGCCACUUCAGUGUCACAGACAGAAAGCACACACCUAUGCAAUAUGGCUUACCCUAUAUUUAUUUGUAAAAAUCCAAGAGUAGUUUAAAAUAUAUGAUGUCAAUAUUACUAGUUUUGAGUUUUUAAGAGGGUUCUUUGAUUAUUCCAGGUAAGUGUAUAAAAGAGAUUAAGUGCUUUUCUUUCAUCACUUGAUUAUUUUCUUUAAAAUCAAGCUAUUAUAGGAUAUUUUUUUACUUUAUACAUGGUUUUUUAAUUAAAAUAUAAUCAUGAGAACUAAAGUUUACUAAUUUUGAUUUUAUAAGGUUUGUAGCAUUACAGAAUAAACUGGGAUUUAUAAACCAGCUGUGAUUAACAAUGUAAAGUAUUAAUUAUUGAACUUGAACCAGAUUUUUAGGAAAAUUGUUAUUUCUCCCCCCCUUAUGAUCUUUAAUUAUUUGAAUCCUAUAAAAAUUUUUUUUCAUACUAUUUUUGGAAAGAUAAUUGGGGGGAGGGUGCAUGUAUGAUACUCCAUAAAUUCAACAUUCUUUAAUAUAGACAAUACAUUAUUAUUGCUAAGCUGCAUCUUCAAUAGUGUUAAUAUACUGAGCCUUGGAUUUUAUAUUUAAUAUAGGACAUAACUAUUUUGGUUACCUAGAUAUAUGGUUCCUAGCUUACAAGGGCUAGACCUAAGAUUAUUACCAUGAUAAUGUUGAAUUUAUGAAGAAUGGAUUUUGUGGAUUUGAAAAUGGUUAAUUUCUCAAAAAACAUCCAUGUCCAAACAUCUACCUUUUUUUCAUAGGAGUAGACACUAGCAAGCUGGACAGACUAAUCAUAAAAAGUAUUUGACACACAUGACCUGUGGUUUGUUGCUGAUUGAUUCUUAUUUGAUUCUUAAUUUACCACUAUACCACAAAUAUCUCAGUGGAUUAUCUGAAGUAAUAUUUGAAAGAUGGGUUCAUCUGUGUUUUUGUUUGCUCUUUCAACUAUUAUUUUUCUCCUUUUCCAAUUUGGCUUUGCAUCUAUCAGAUUAAAUAAAUUCUUCAGCUGCCUUAUUAGGAGUAUUAUGAGGGUAACACCUUUUCUGCUUUUCAUCUGUAUUUAGUUUGCUGUAUUAUUUGAUUUUGGAUUGAAUGAAUGUAAAUAGAAAUUAAAUGCAAAAUUGUAUGAACAUAAAAUAGAAGUGAUUUUUUAUUACCUAAGAUAGGAAGAAAUAAGUUAGCAUUCAUAUGAGGUAUGCAAAUGGUUUCAGUAAGUUUUUUUCACUAACAUAUCAGAUGUGUUCAGGUUCUUAUAUUUAAUAAACUGUAUAUGAGGAA